AGAUCCUGCCGGCAGAUCGCUGCUGCACAGCGCCUCAUCGACGUCUCUAACUGUUGUUGCGGGCCGGAAAACAGAAUUGAGUGCAGUGACAAGAAGCGACUUCAUGUAUUUGAUUUCACCAUUUUUUUCCACAUUUUCUGGACUUUGACCACCAGAGUACACCUGUGUAUUUCCAUAGACCAGAAAAAUGAACAUCAUUUUAAUACUUUUGUGGAGUACAGUUUUUUGUGAUGCAGACAGGCUCAAUCUCAAAGGAAAACAGCAAUUUCCGAUAAAUUUGUUUUGGAAUUCCCAGAACUCUGUUGUUGAAAAUACGCUGUUACCAAAUGAAAUUCUGGAUCUGUCCCUCCAAAAUAUAAGUGGCUUUAACAGUGCAUAUUUGGCUGAAAUGACAGAUUUAAAGCUCAUCAAUGUGUCAUUUAAUAAUAUAGAAGAACUUGAAGAUGACCUUUUUAAAUCCACUCAGAAACUCAAGUAUCUUGAUUUAUCACACAAUGAGUUGCAUAAUAUAUCCUGUGAAUUUUUAGUCUGUCUUCCUGAACUUGAAUAUUUGGAUAUUUCUUCAAACAAGUUUAUGGCAUUAAAUUUAGGAAGUGCUUUUAAGUCAGUGGUGAAUCUUAAAUUUCUAAGGGUUAGUGCUGAAAAACUUCAAAGAAAUGACCUUAAGAAUAUUGCAGGUAUUAGGCUAAAUAUUUUUUUUAUUGAAAUAAGGAAACCCUGGAAUUAUGAAAAAAAUAGUUUAGAUUGGAUAAACACAAACACAGUUGUUAUUGUAUUCCCUAAUGAUAAUGUGGAUAAAGUGGGUGCUUUUCUUUCAGAUGUACUGGAAAUUUCAACAAACAUAGAGAUUAUUGGCAGUGCAUAUGUGAAAAAAUACUGUUCCGAUUUCUCAUAUGCUUCUUCUAGUUUUGUAAGUUUUAAUUUGACUAAUAUGUAUUUAACAAAUUUCCAAAUCUCUUUCGAUUGUUUUUUCAAAGCUGUUAAUCUGUUUUCCAAAUUACAAGGACGAAAGCUUCAUGUAUAUAAUUUAACUGUGACUGUUACAAAUAAUGAAUGGAAUAUUCCAGAAAUGUUUCUUCCAUUUGAAACAUUAUCAGUACAAGUUGCAAAAGUUAAUGGGGGGGCAUAUUCUAAUUCAAAUGUAUAUAAUGUUAUAAUUAACAUGAAGAUUAAAAAUCUUAAAAUUUCUGAAACUCCAUUGUUCCAUAUAACUUGCCCAACUGACAGCAUACACGAGGUGUUAGAUUUCUCAGACAAUUUUUUUUCAGAUGAGAUAUUUUCCUCUCCUGGAGUCUCUGCCUGUAAAACAUUUUGUUUAUUACACACAUUAAUUUUAAAAGGGAAUAAGCUAAUGCAUCUUGACAAGCUGAGUGUAAGAACCCAGCAUAUGAAGGCAUUAACAGAAUUAGAUGCCAGUUUUAACAUGCUUACAAGUGAAUCUAGAAACUGCUAUUGGCCACUAAGUUUAAGUAAGUUAAAUUUAUCUUUUAAUUCUCUUGACAGUUACGUUUUUCACUGUAUACCCAUUAUGGUACAAAUUUUGGACCUACAGUACAACCAAAUAACCAGCAUACCACAAGAUUUGGUCCCUCUGAAUGCUUUAAAAGAGAUUAACCUGUCAUCAAACAGACUGUUUAAUAUCCCUGAUUGUAAAAAUUUUCAUUUUGUGGAAUUACUCUUUUUGAGCAGCAAUGUCAUAAAGACUCCAUCAGCAGAUUUUCUUGAUAGCUGCCAGAUUCUGAAACAACUGGAUAUUAGCAGAAACCCCUAUAUAUGUGAUUGCAGUUUAAGCUUUCUUCAAAAUAGGGACAAAUCCAAACUUACAUUGCUUGGGUGGCCUAAAUUAUACAGCUGCAGUGAACCAGAAGCAUUGAAUGGAACGUUGUUGGAAGAGUUUCACAUGUUUGAAAUAUCAUGCAAUCUAGCUCUUCUGCUUACAGCCAUUCUCAUUCCAUUAAUAGUGAUUGUUAUUUCAAUAGCAGUGCUGUGUAAGCAUUUUGACGCCUCUUGGUAUCUACGAAUGAUGUGGCAGUGGACACAAACAAAGCAGAGAGCAAAGACAAAACAGAUAUUAGAAACCCGACGAGAUCUGGCAUACAAUGCUUUUGUCUCCUAUAGUCAAGAUGACUCCAUUUGGGUCAAGGAGUAUCUUCUUCCAAACCUGGAAGAGAUGGGCACAUUAAAGAUAUGUUACCAUGAAAGGAACUUUAUAGCUGGAAAAAGUAUAAUUGAAAACAUCAUUACAUGCAUUGAGAAGAGCUACAAAUCCAUCUUUGUUUUAUCUACCAAUUUCAUCAGUAGUGAGUGGUGCCAUUAUGAACUGUACUUUGCUCAGCAUCAGCUGCUAUCAGAAAAUACUGAAAAUUUGAUUCUGAUUUUGUUGGAGCCCAUUCCUCAUUACCUGAUUCCAUCAAAAUAUUAUAAACUCAAAGAUCUGAUGUCAAGAAAGACCUAUAUGGAGUGGCCCCAAGAUAAAAACAAGCAUAAGUUGUUCUGGGCUAACCUACGAUCUGCCAUACAUAUCAAUCUGUCAGAACUUGCAGCAAGAUGAACUGAAAACAAUGCAAGCCCCUAAAGUGUUAAAUGUUAUUUGUGGUAACGCCACUUAAAAAACAAAAACAAAGAACAAGUGGAAUAAUUAUGAUCCUUUUUGGGAUGGAGUAUUCCUUUAACAUAUAUUAUUUUUUUACUUACCUAGGAUUGCUUGUUAAUAAUGACAAAGAAAUAUUUUAAUGUUAUGUUUUUAUGGUGAAUGGAGAUCAGAAACUCCCAGAUAGAGUUGUUGUCAAUUGGGAGCAAUGA
Molecule: messenger RNA, 2802 nt
Organism: Polypterus senegalus (gray bichir)
Lineage: Eukaryota; Metazoa; Chordata; Cladistia; Polypteriformes; Polypteridae
Product: toll-like receptor 6
Exons: 3
Coding region: 188-2551 (787 amino acids)
Biological process (GO): immune response; inflammatory response; toll-like receptor signaling pathway
Cellular component (GO): membrane
Molecular function (GO): protein binding; transmembrane signaling receptor activity
Source: RefSeq, a predicted model, not a curated record